GACGCCUGUGCGCUGCGCGCGCCUGCGCAGUGGCCCGGGCCGCGCUCGCGCCGAGGGGGCUGCGGGAGCUCUUCUAGAAGAAGUGAGCGGGAGCGAGUGUCCGGCGGCUUCCCGCUUCGCUCACGGGCGCGCCAUGGCGGACGAGGAGCUGGAGGCGCUGAGAAAACAGAGGCUGGCGGAGCUGCAGGCCAAGCACGGAGAUCCUGGCGAUGCAGCGCAACAGGAAGCAAAGCACAGGGAAGCAGAAAUGAGAAACAGUAUCUUAGCCCAAGUUCUGGAUCAAUCAGCACGGGCCAGGUUAAGUAACUUAGCACUUGUAAAGCCUGAAAAAUCUAAAGCAGUAGAAAAUUACCUUAUACAGAUGGCAAGAUAUGGACAACUAAGUGGGAAGGUAUCAGAACAAGGUUUAAUAGAAAUCCUUGAAAAAGUAAGCCAACAAACAGAAAAGAAAACGACAGUUAAAUUCAACAGAAGAAAAGUAAUGGAUUCUGAUGAAGAUGACGAUUAUUAACUAAAACAGUGUUCGGAAACUGGAGCUUAAUGGAACAGAUCUGGUUACAUGUUUACUUUGUUUAUUGUCUAUAUGCCUUUAAAAAUAAACUUGUUAUGCAAAAUAGA
Molecule: messenger RNA, 618 nt
Organism: Ochotona princeps (American pika)
Lineage: Eukaryota; Metazoa; Chordata; Mammalia; Lagomorpha; Ochotonidae
Gene: PDCD5
Product: programmed cell death 5
Exons: 6
Coding region: 134-511 (125 amino acids)
Cellular component (GO): cytosol; nucleus
Molecular function (GO): DNA binding
Source: RefSeq, a predicted model, not a curated record